AUGGCCUCCGGAGCGGAGCGCCGCGCCUUCGCGCAGAAGAUCAAUCGGACUGUGGCCGCGGAGGUUCGCAAGCAGCUGUUCUCCCAGUAUGGUGGCUCAGCGCACCUGUCCAAGCCUCUCCCGGGUGGCGGGGCCCCUCAGACGAUCCCGCUCACGGAGGUGGUGGAGCCCGUGGACUUUGAGGACUACCUGAUGACGCACCCUCCGCCGGGCGACUCUGAUGCGCUGCGCGAACUCUUCGAGUUUCCCGGCGACGACGUGGAGGUCACGUUCGUGCCGCGCGAGUGCCGCACGCUGCAGCCCUCCGUGCCUGAGGAUGCGGAGGUGGACCCACAGGUGCGAGACUGUGUACGAUCGUACACGGACAACUGGGCUAUCGUCAACCGAAAGUACCACAAGCACGGCACGGGCUUCAACCCCAACCAUGUGGAGCGGCAGAAGGAGCGGCAGAAAGGUCUGCCGAGGCAGGUGUUCGAGUCGGACGAAAGCCAGAGCGACCGUAGCAGCAUGCCGGAUGAACCGGAGGACACGCGGCGGUGCUCGGUGUCGGCCAACUCGCUGGAGGACACUCCGCGCGGGAGCUGGGCCUCCAGCAUCUUCGACCUGAAGAACUCGCAGCCGGACUCGCGCCUGCCUGGGCUGCUGGAGCGCACACCGCUCGACCAGCUCGACCGUGGCAACGGCGAGCUGCGCAAGGCCUCCCGGCAGCGCGAACUCUUCGUGCUCUACCCGGCCGCGGACGAGGAUGAGAUCAUGGAGAGGAGGACUGUACCAGAGGUGCCCAAGGAACACUUUGGUCAGCGGCUGCUGGUCAAGUGUUUAUCGCUCAAGUUUGAGAUCGAGAUCGAGCCCGUAUUUGCGUCGCUGGCGCUGUACGACGUGAAAGAAAAGAAGAAGAUAUCGGAGAACUUCUACUUUGACCUCAAUACGGACCAACUCAAGGCCAUGCUGCGUCCACACGUGCCCAACACGUCCAUCUCUUCGCUGGCGCGCUCUGCCAUCUUCUCCGUCACCUACCCGUCGCAGGACGUCUUCCUCGUCAUCAAGCUGGAGAAGGUCCUUCAGCAGGGAGACAUUGGGGAGUGCGCAGACCCUUACAUGGUGAUGAAGGAGGCAGACACGGCCAAGAACAAGGAGAAGUUGGAAAAGUUGCGCUCUGGCGCCGAGUUAUUCUGCCAGCGCCUGGGAAAGUACCGCAUGCCGUUUGCGUGGACGGCCAUCCACCUCAUGAACAUAGUGAACAGCGCCGGCAGUCUGGAGCGCGAAGCGGCUGACCCCGACAACCCCAUCCUCGAGCGCAAGCUCUCCAGCUGGGCCGAGCGGCGCAACUCCAACGCGUCGGGCAAGCGGUCCCUGGAGCGCGUGGCAAGCGGCGGCGACGAGCCGUGCAGCCUCGCCAAUUUCCGCCCAGCCACCCUCACCGUCACCAACUUCUUCAAGCAGGAGGGAGACCGGCUGAGCGACGAAGACCUCUUCAAGUUCCUGGCUGACAUGAGGAGGCCGUCGUCCGUGCUGCGCCGCCUGCGGCCCAUCACAGCCCAGCUGAAGAUCGACAUCUCUCCAUCACCGGAGAAUGCCCCGUACUGCCUGACUCCCGAGCUGCUGCAGGUGAAGCCGUACCCGGACAUCCGCGUGAGGCCCACACGCGAGAUCCUGGAGUUCCCGGCGCGGGAAGUCUACGACCCCUACACAAGCUACAGGAACCUGCUGCACAUCUACCCACAGAGCCUCAACUUCGCCAACCGCCAGGGCUCGGCACGGAACAUCGCCGUUAAAGUGCAGUUCAUGUCCGGGGAAGAUCCCAGCAAUGCUAUGCCGGUGAUCUUUGGGAAAUCAAGUUGCCCAGAGUUUCUGCGGGAGUCGUACACGUCCGUGGUCUACCAUAACAAGUCCCCAGAUUUCUACGAGGAGAUUAAGGUGAAGCUGCCGGCCCACCUUACCGACUACCACCACAUCCUCUUCACCUUCUUCCACAUCAGCUGUCAGCAGAAGCAGAACACCCCUCUGGAGACACCCGUGGGAUACACGUGGAUCCCCCUGCUGCAGAAUGGACGGCUACGCACGGGCCAGUUCUGCCUGCCGGUCUCGCUGGAGAAGCCUCCUCCCAGCUACUCGGUCCUCUCGCCCGACGUACAGCUGCCUGGCAUGAAGUGGGUGGACGGACACAAGGGCGUCUUCAACGUGGAGGUGGUGGCCACGUCCUCGGUUCACACGCAGGAUCCCAACCUGGACAAGUUCUUUGCGCUGUGCCACGCGCUAGACGAGCACCAGUUCCCUGUGCGUGUGGGCGACGUCCGCAUCACCGAGAGCAACCUGGAGGCGGAGUUGAAGGCGAGCGUGUGCAGCUUGAACGCCGCCGCGCUGGAGCCUCUCGUCCGCUUUCUCCACCAGGUCCUGGACAAGCUCAUCCUCCUUGCCGUGCGUCCACCUGUCAUCGCCGGCCAGAUGGUGAACCUGGGUCAGGCCGGCUUCGAGGCCAUGGCCAACAUCGUCAACAGACUUCACCGCAGCCUGGAGUUCAACCACGACCAGCACGGCCGCAACAGCCUCCUCGCUUCCUAUAUCCUCUACGUCUUCCAGCUGCCCAGCACGGAGACCUGCUCUUCGGGUCCCAGCUCCCCUGUGGGCGGCUCGCUGCACUACGCCACAGUGGCGCGCUCAGGCGUACGCCCCGCAAGCCUCAACCUGUCCCACUCACGCAGCAUCAGCAACAGCAACCCCGACCUGGCUGGCACACCUACUCCAUCCCCGGACGACGAAGUCAGGGCACUCACCGCCAACAGGGCUCCGGAGCGUGGCGGUAACCGCAUGUCUUCCUAUGCGGAAACAUCCACUUUCUUACAGGCCCUAUCGGGACGUGUGCCCACCAAAAAGCUGUUCCACGAGGAGCUGGCCAUCCAAUGGGUGGUGAGCAGUGGCAACGCUCGUGAGACCGCUCUCCAGCAGGCCUGGUUCUUCUUCGAGCUGAUGGUCAAGAGCAUGAGCCUGUACCUGUACUACGCCGACAAGCUCGACGCGCCGCGCAAGAACCGCUUCCCCGAGCAGUUCAUGGACGACGUGUCCGCCCUCGUCAUCAUGAUCACGGGCGACAUCGUCAGCCGCUUCCAGAAGGACAUCGAGCUGAUCGAGAGGCUGAACGUGAGCCUGGCCUUCUUCCUCAACGACCUCUUCUCCAUCAUGGACCGCGGCUUUGUCUUCAACCUCAUCAAGACCUACUUUAAGCAGGUCUCGUCAAAGAUCAACUCGCUGCCCACCCCCAACGUGCUGAUCUCGCUGAAGCUGGAGUUCCUGCGGAUCAUCUGCAGCCACGAGCACUACGUGACCCUCAACCUGCCGUGCAGCUCGCUCUCCCCGCCCUCCUCGCCCUCCCCCUCCGUCUCCUCCGCCACCUCCCAGAGUUCGGGCUUCUCCAGCGUGCAUGACCGCCGCAUCGCCAACAUGUUCGAGCUGUCCCCCGAGUUCCGCCAGCAACACUUCCUGGCCGGCCUGCUGCUCUCGGAACUGGCCAUCAUUCUCGACCCUGACGUGGAGAGCUUGUCCACGCUGCACAAGAAAGCCAUCAACACGGUGCACAACCUGCUGUCGUGCCACGACGCGGACUCACGAUUCUCGCACCCCGACGUCAAGGCCCACGUCGCUAUGCUGUACCUGCCGCUCAUCGGCAUCGUCAUGGAGACGCUCCCGCAGCUCUACGACUUCACGGAGAACCACUCGCAGCGACCGCGGGCGGGCGGCGCGUCCGAAGAGGGCGAGCAGGACUCGGGCGGCACCAUCAGCCAGUCGGUCGCCAUGGCGAUAGCCGGCAGCCCUGUGCCGCACUACACACGAGCCGGCUCACUGCACCUGCCCGCCGCGUCGGGACGGCAGUGCACGCCGCUGACGGCGGAGUCGAGCCGCAGCCUGCUGCUGUGCCUGCUCUGGGUGCUCAAGAGCGCCGACGAGGAGGCGCUGCACAAGUGGUUUGCCGAGCUCUCCGUGCCGCAGCUCAACCGCCUGCUGGACCUGCUCUACCUGGGCGUGUCCUGCUUUGAGUACAAGGGCAAGAGGAACUUUGAACGUCUGAACAGCGUGGUUUAUAAGAAGUCCCAAGACAUGAAGGCGCGGCUGGAGGAAGCCAUCCUAGGGAACAUCGGGGCCCGGCAGGAGAUGGUCCGGCGCAGCCGUGGUCAGCUCGAGCGCAGCUCCUCGGGAGGCCUGUUCGGCAGCCAGGAGAACCUGCGGUGGAGGAAGGACAUGACGCACUGGCGGCAGACGAGCGAGAAAACGGACAAAACCAAGGCGGAGCUGGAACACGAGUCCCUGGUGGAUGGGAACCUCUCGACGGAGACCAACAUGGUGGUGCUGGACUCGCUGGAGAUCGUCGUGCAGACGGUGUCCCUGUCGGAGACGAAGGACAGCGUGCUGGGCGGCGUGCUCAAGGUUCUGCUGCACUCCAUGGCCUGCAACCAGAGCUCAUCCUACUUGCAGCACUGCUUCGCCACGCAGAGGGCACUGGUCUCGCGGUUCCCGGAGCUGCUGUUUGAGGAGGAGACGGAGCAGUGCGCUGACCUGUGCCUGCGGCUGCUGCGACACUGCAGCAGCAGCAUUAACAACACGCGCUCGCACGCCAGCGCCUCGCUCUACCUGCUCAUGCGUCAGAACUUCGAGAUCGGAAACAACUUUGCCCGGGUAAAGAUGCAGGUGACCAUGUCGCUGUCCUCGCUCGUCGGGACGUCGCAGAACUUCAACGAGGAGUUCCUCCGCCGCUCGCUCAAGACCAUCCUCACCUACGCCGAGGAGGACUUCGAGCUGCAGGGCACCACGUUCCCCGAACAGGUGCAAGACCUGGUGUUCAACUUGCACAUGAUACUCUCUGACACCGUCAAGAUGAAGGAGCACCAGGAGGACCCGGAGAUGCUACUCGACCUCAUGUACAGGAUCGCCAAGGGCUACCAAACGUCGCCGGACCUACGGCUCACAUGGCUGCAGAACAUGGCCGGCAAACAUUCGGAGCGGGGCCAGCACGCGGAGGCGGCCCACUGCCUCGUGCACUCGGCCGCCCUGGUCUCCGAGUACCUUUCCAUGCUCGAGGACAGGAAGUACUUGCCCAUCGGCUGCGUCAGCUUCCAGAACAUUUCUUCAAACGUCCUGGAGGAGUCGGCCGUGUCGGAUGACGUGCUGUCGCCCGACGAGGAGGGGAUCUGCACGGGGAAGUACUUCACCGAGUCUGGCCUCGUCGGCUUGCUGGAGCAGGCAGCCGCCUCCUUCUCCAUGGCUGGCAUGUACGAAGCCGUGAACGAGGUUUACAAGAUCCUAAUCCCCGUCCACGAGGCGCAUCGCGACGCCAAGAAGCUGGCUACGAUCCACGGCAAGCUGCAGGACGCCUUCAGCAAGAUUGUCCACCAGAGCACCGGUUGGGAGGGCGGAAAGCGUAUGUUCGGGACGUACUUCCGCGUCGGUUUCUACGGCUCCAAAUUUGGAGAUCUCGACGAGCAGGAGUUCGUGUACAAGGAGCCGGCCAUCACCAAGCUGGCAGAAAUCUCCCACCGCCUCGAGGGGUUUUACUCUGAACGGUUUGGAGAAGAAAACAUGGAGGUGAUUAAAGACUCCAAUCCGGUGGACCGGAACAAGCUUGAUCCCAACAAGGCCUACAUCCAGAUCACGUACGUAGAGCCGUACUUCGACAUGUACGAGCUGAAGGACCGCAUCACGUACUUCGACAAGAACUACAACCUACGGCGAUUCCUGUUCGCUACGCCCUUCACGCUGGACGGGCGUGCGCACGGCGAUCUGCACGAGCAGUACAAGCGCAAGACGGUGCUUACCACCUCGCACGCCUUCCCCUACAUCAAGACGCGCAUCAACGUGGGACACAAGGAGGAAAUCAUCCUGACGCCCAUGGAGGUGGCCAUCGAGGACAUGCAGAAGAAGACGCAGGAGCUGGCGUUUGCCACGCACCAGGAGCCGCCCGACCACAAGAUGUUGCAGAUGGUUCUGCAGGGCUCCGUGGGUACCACCGUGAACCAGGGCCCCCUGGAGGUGGCUCAAGUGUUUCUCGCCGAAAUUCCCGACGAUCCCAAGCUGUACCGCCACCACAACAAGCUGAGGCUCUGCUUCAAGGACUUCACCAAGAGGUGCGCAGACGCGCUGCGUAAGAAUAAGGCGCUCAUCGGGCCCGACCAGAAGGAGUACCAGCGAGAACUGGAGCGAAACUACCACCGGCUGACGGAAGCGCUGCAGCCCAUGAUUAGCCAGAAGAUCGCGCAACUCUACAAGCCCCUCACGCCCACGCUGAGCAGGGAGUCUAUCAACCGCUCCAGCCUGCGGAGGGUGGAGGCGUGAGAACCCAGCUCGCCGGCCGGCAAAACUGCCAGCCCAGUAAACGUGCACACGUGCACACGUGCACACGUGCACAAACACACACACACAUUCACCCACCCACACAAACAUUCAGCCACCCACACGCAAGUACCAUAGCUUCUACCUACAACAAUCCCUCCUUACACCAACACACACACAAAUCGUCAACACACACAAUCCUACUCGUAUCACAUGCCAACCUACGCACACGCGGACACAUCCACACACUAGGCCAACUGCACGUCCACCCAUUCAUUUGAGUAAGUUUUAUAGAUGUGCCAGGCUGUGAGCGUUAAUGCUCGUCACACUCAAACGCACGCAUCUGGGGUAAUCCGAGCCCCGCAUCGACGACUGUGAUGAUGUGACACGACUGCAUACCGAGUCACCAUGAGCCAAACCCCGUUGUAAUCGAGGCCUCGGGCACACCGACCGGGGAGUGUUGCGUUCUCCUGGGCUGGCAAGUUAAGCAGAGGCCGUCAAGGAAGCGAGCGGAGUGCCACUUGCACGUCCACACGAUUUCGUCGCAAGCUUGGAAUCGCAUCGGUCGUUUUUCAAACCAAACUGUUUAACCGCGGUCUUGUUUACUCUGCGACUUUACACACUCGAUUAAUUUUGCACCUACGUUUUAUUUUAUCUUCUUUGUUAAACAGUGUUAGUGAAAACGAUUUAGCAUUUGUGGCAGAACACUAAUUUACAUGACUGCCUUAUAGUAGGCCACCUAAUUAUUGUAUGCACAUGAAUAUUAUAUUUCUUUAUCGCUUAAAUCACUUUUAAGUACCGUGUUUAGUCGAUUAACCUUUUUUAACUUUAUUUAAGACCUGGAAUUUCCUGCAUGAACUGUAACUUUGUAACACUUGACGGAGAUUGCGAUACAGCCGUAACACGCGUGGGCAGAGGCGAGCAGUGUUAUUUGAUUUCUAAAUUAUUAUUUUUUUAUUCGAGUUAAAAUUAUUUUAAAUGUCAUUUUAUUCGCUUGUUCAUAAUGACGGUUAACACGAUAGAUUUUGUUUUCCACUUGGGUCAUAGGUCACGUAAAAUAACACCUGGCAAAUACGACCAAAGUGAGAGCUAACGGUUCCAAAAAGUAAAAGCACUCGCGCAAAGUUUUAUUUAUUUGCUACCAAUACACGCCAAGGGGCAGGAGGAAAUACUCGAUUGGAAAUUUGCGGGGGAAAUGGCGGUUACAUGAUUAGUCUCGCACGCCGGUCAACUUCCUUUUGAUCUUCAAAAUAGUUUUCAAGAGCGUCCGUGUGUCAGCUAGAAGAAGUAAAUAGUGAAUAAACAGCGUGGGAUCGUUUUUACCGUCAUGCUUAAGAGACAUGGAGCGCGAUGUCGGUGGCAGGGCAAGUUGUGGGGGCUGUUGGGGGAUUGCCGACGAUUAGUUCCCCGUGGAACAGGAGGUGUGAUGAUGGCGGUGGGCAUUGGGGGACCUGGGUGAGAUGGGGAAUGGCAUUUGAGAAUCGAUCUUGAAGGGACUUGGAUAAGUUGACGGAGCUUGGGAAUUGAGUUAAAGUUGGAACAGUUGACGGAUUUUUAGUAAGUAAAUCUACAAACUUGAGUACUAAAUUAUAACUUGAGCGUGCAGACAGAGAUUUGUCCAUCUGGAAUAGACGCAUGCAGGGCUAUGAAGUGUCUAAGGCAUGUUGUGUUGAGAGCCACUGUGUAAGUUAGAAAGGGAGUUUCCAAUUAGUAUUUUUUUUAUAUAGAACCCAACGUGAAGAGCUGCUUCAGUAAUUUUGCUGUAUGAGAAUGUGCUACAUGCAAAUCAUUGACGUAUUAGCAUGCCAGUACUGUAUACUUUCUUUGAAAAUGUUUUUUUUAAUUAAACAUUCGAAUGUUUGUAUAUUUAAAUUUGAUGCCAGGUGGUCUAGUUUUAAUUCAGGCUGCACACCUCUACAGGCACCCCGGCUCCAGGGAUGCGUGCCAACACUAGCGUGCGCCCAGCAAGAAACACUAAGGGUCGUGUUUGAAUCGGAAAUGUCAUGUGCUGGUUGUUAUUAAAAAAUAAUAUUGUUUAAA
This is a messenger RNA of Lethenteron reissneri (Far Eastern brook lamprey), 8358 nucleotides long. Its product is annotated as dedicator of cytokinesis protein 7-like. The record is from RefSeq and is a predicted model, not a curated record. Gene Ontology annotation, molecular function: guanyl-nucleotide exchange factor activity. Lineage: Eukaryota; Metazoa; Chordata; Hyperoartia; Petromyzontiformes; Petromyzontidae. Gene Ontology annotation, biological process: small GTPase-mediated signal transduction; positive regulation of GTPase activity.